Messenger RNA from Marchantia polymorpha subsp. ruderalis, 3121 nucleotides. NCBI's taxonomy places the organism in Eukaryota, Viridiplantae, Streptophyta, Marchantiopsida, Marchantiales, Marchantiaceae. The record is from the annotation of a GenBank genome assembly.
GCAGAGUUAGGGAGGUGGGAGCGAGCAAGCGCAAUUUGAUAAUGCCAGGCAAACAGAGUGACAGAGAUUUCGAUGGAUCGAUGGAUCGGUCGUCGAUCGAUGGAGUGAUCAGGCUCGGAACGGGGCGGCUGGAAUAACAACAGAUCGGCUGCUUUGGAGAUUCAGGAGGAGAACGGGGAAGUGUGUGAGAAUGGCGGGAAAGACAGAGGUCGGAUUGGUCUUGCUGGGCGUGCUGGUGCAUUCCGCGUACAUGCUCAGUAUUUUUGACAUUUACUUCAAGACCCCAAUAAUUCAUGGCAUGGAGCCUGUUGCGCCUCGGAUCGAUGCACCUGCCAAACGACUCGUGCUCUUUGUUGCUGAUGGAUUGCGGGCGGACAAGUUUUUCGAGCUGGAGGAUGACAAACCAAGAGCUCCUUUUCUGCAUAGUAUCAUACACAGCAAAGGACGCUGGGGUGUUUCCCAUGCUAGACCCCCGACAGAGUCUCGUCCUGGUCACGUCGCCAUCAUUGCUGGGUUUUACGAAGAUCCGAGUGCUGUUACGAAAGGCUGGAAGGCAAAUCCUGUGGAGUUUGACUCUGUAUUCAACAGAAGUAGGCACACUGUAUCAUUUGGAAGCCCAGACAUUGUUCCAAUCUUCUGCGGAGCCUUGAGUAACACGAACUGGGAUACUUAUUCGCAUGAAUAUGAGGACUUUGCUACAGAUGCAUCUUUUCUGGACGAUUGGGCUUUUGACAAAUUCCAGGACCUGCUUAACAGGUCGAGAACCGAAAGUGAUCUGAGACAAAAGCUUGAAGGGGACGGUUUAGUUGUGUUCCUGCAUUUACUCGGCUGUGACACCAAUGGGCAUGCUCAUCGUCCCUACUCUCCCAUCUACCUGAACAAUAUACGCGUCGUAGACAAAGGAAUAGAGAGAACGGUGCGGCUGAUGGAAGAAAUUUUUCCCGAUGGACGAACAGCAUAUGUCUUUACUGCUGAUCAUGGAAUGAGUAACAAAGGAAGUCAUGGUGAUGGAGACCCUGCAAAUACUGAGACUCCUUUGGUUGCUUGGGGAGCUGGCGUUAGAGGACCAAGUCGAGCGAAGCCUCAUCAAGAAAAGGAAGAUAGCUUUAAAUUUGUCGAUGAACACAGUCAUCAUAUGGAAACUCCUGAUGGUUGGGGUCUGAAAGGUUUGGAGCGUCUAGAUGUCAAUCAGGGUGAUAUAGCGCCCCUGAUGUCUAGUCUUCUUGGACUACCUUGCCCCAUGAACUCGGUCGGCGUUGUACCAACGGACUACUUAGCUCUUGGAAAGGUUGAGCAAGCGGAAGUUGUCUUCGCAAAUGCCAAACAAAUUCUUAAUCAAGUUCUACGCAAGUCAGAUUUGAAGCAGGCGUCAUCUCUCUUCUUCAAACCCUUUCCACCGUUGCUAGACUACAGCAGCUUGUUGGAACAGAUUGAAAGAGAUAUCGCUCAAGGUCAAUACGAAUCGGCUAUAGAGAGUGGACACAAUCUUAUUCAGCUCGCACUAGCUGGACUACAUUACUUUCAGACCUACGAUUGGCUGUUUUUGAUGACCACAAUCGUGGCCGGUUAUGUGGGCUGGAUGCUGUAUAUACUUCUGCAUUUACUGAAAACUUACUCGACUAUCUCAUUCCAGCAAAACAAACGCAACGUGCGGGUGACUGGAAAUAGCAGAAGACAUAUACGUAUUGCUGGAGGAACUUUGAUGGGAGUCUGCUCGAUAGUUCUUCUUGUUGAACUGGCACCACCACUGUAUCAUGUCUACCUUGGGUUGGCAGUUUUCUUUUGGACAGAAGUUCUAGGUGAUACUACCAGUAUACUGAAAGUCAUCAACAUACUUUUCUCCUCCAAACUUUCUUGGUUCACCAAGCUCUUUGCAAUGGCGGCCACUUCCUUGUUGGUAAUGGAACUUUUGGUCCAAAGUUUUUUCCAAAGAGAGGUUUACACAGCAGUUUUUGUAGCUGCUGGUGUGAUAGGUGCGGUGGCUGUCUCAUGGAACACUCCCGGUCUUUCCAUGGUACCGGCCUUUGUUUGGGCAGCAUGCUGGUUUCUCGCUGGUUUCACGCUUAUGCCGGUGCAAAUAGCUGACAACACUUACCUUGUUGUGGGAAGUGGACUCGCUGUUGUCACCCUCGCAGUUUUUGCAAGGUGGAUUGAUUCUAGACAAUCGAAACUUCUAUUUUGGCGACCUCUAGUGUGGGGCUACUCGCGCAGAGUAGACAAAAGCUGGAUACUUUUUGCUUUGCAGGUGUCGCUCGUUGUAGCUUCAUCCAUGAUGGUCUGGAUAACUACUUCACAUAGAGAGAAUCAGAGAAAAUUGCCGAUGAUUUAUCAAGUCACAAAUUGGUCUAUUUCUGGAGUUUCUAUGUUGUUACCCUUGUAUUCUCCUCGGAGCAUGCUCACACGACUCACUUCAAUAUACCUCGGCUUUGCUCCUCCCUUCCUACUACUUUCUAUCGGAUAUGAGUCACUCUUUUACACAGCAUUGGCGAUGGUGCUGUUGUCUUGGACUCUCGUGGAAUCCGCUGUUCUGUUCGGUCCAUCAGGUGAAAUUGAGUCUUUACCUUCACAUGAUGUGGAGGAGAAGUACUCAAAGACACGAAGACAGUCUCUUAAGCUCAUGGAUGUGCGAGUAGCCGUAUGCUUCCUCAUUUUGAUCAACGUUGCCUUUUUUGGCACUGGAAACGUGGCCAGUGUUGCCAGUUUCGAAAUAUCUUCUGUUUACCGCUUCAUAACAGUAUUCAAUCCCUUCAUUAUGGGGGCUUUACUCCUGUGCAAAGUUUUCAUACCUUUCAUCCUCGUGACGUCUGCGUUUAGUGCAGUAACGCGUCUGCUGACACUUCCCAGAUUUGGCUGCUAUCUUCUAGUUCUAUUACUGUCCGAUGUGAUGACCAUUCACUUUUUCUUCCUUGUACGAAAUACUGGUAGCUGGUUAGAUAUUGGCCAAACUAUAAGUCAUUUUGGAAUAAUGAGUGCACAGGUUGUCUUUGUGUUAAUUCUCUUUGCGAUAACAAGUGUCUACACCCGAGAUUUACAAUGCGCCUCUGAACAGGCUUCCUUCGACGUUGUAAGUACAUCAAAAUUCAAAUAAAGUUUAGAAAGAAUCCAACUAACAUGGACUGAG